This is a messenger RNA of Adineta ricciae, 2316 nucleotides long. NCBI's taxonomy places the organism in Eukaryota, Metazoa, Rotifera, Eurotatoria, Adinetida, Adinetidae. The record is from the annotation of a GenBank genome assembly.
AUGAAAGAGUUUGCACAAUAUCGAAAUAAAGAUGAUUUAAGUCCUAUUCUAUUGAUUCGUGAAACUAUUGAAGAGACAGAUGUCUUUCAAUUUUAUCCUUGUUCAAACGUGGUAGAAAUAACGCUUAAUAAUGUGUUUGUUAAGAAAACCUUAUCUUCGUUUGACAUAUUAGGGACACUAGAUAUCGACGAAAUUUCUAAUCUUGUUAGAAGAUGCGCUUUGAUAUAUGAUCUCAAAUUAGACACUUCAGUUUUUGACGAAGCACUCAAAACGAAAAUACUAUUUGGCUGUGCGUCUUCUACUUGCAAUUCCUGUGUAUUAACAGUAGCUACAAAAGCUGAACGGGUUGAUGAAGCGUGCAGUGAUGUUGAUCAAACGCUUGCUAAUGACUCUCCUACUUUCAGUGAAGAAGAAAUCGAUGCUAUUGUUGGUCGGACGUAUACUACACGAGGCGUUAAACGCUCUUAUGAAGAAGAUCCUAUUGUAGUUGAACCAAAUAGAAACAUGUAUCGUCACAACAAAAUGAUGAAAGAUAAAAGAGAUUUACUACAUUUGAAAGACACACAUUAUCUUACAGAUUCUGCUUUAAAAGCCAUUGUUCAAUACGUUCAAAGUAAAAAGAAACUUUUUUCUAUCAAAGAAAUAGAGCGACUUAGGAAACGAACAAACAGUAAAUUUCCUAUCAUACAUACUAAAACGAGUGCGUAUGUUAGAUUUGAAUAUGCUGUACGUGCAGCUAUAUUUGUUGCGCGAAAAUACGAACAUAAACUCGAUCAAUUCGAUAUGCUUAACAUCCGUUUCAACAUGGAUGGUACUUUGAUAGGAAAUAAACAUAUAGUAGCAAUAUCUAUCAAUUGUAUCGAGGGCGGUAAUCAAUGCCAAGCCGCUAAGAAUCUAAUCCCACUAGGUCUUUUUGAAGUACAAAAAGAGAAUACAGAGUUACUGCGUCAGACUUUACCAUUAGAAUUUGUAAAUGACAUUAAAUCUGUGAAAUAUAUUUCUAUAGGAGCAAAAAAUAUUAGUACACGUGUCCGACUAGGUGGUGAUCUGAUGAACGCAGUUUAUGUCUACGGACUCGCUGGAUUCAGCUCUAAUUAUCCAUGUAUUUUUUGUACACAACAUAAAGAUGAUCUUCAUGUAACUGAUGACACAGAGUACGACAAAACUGUCACAGAAGGAAAAGGAAAGAAUAAGCAAACGGUUACUAUCCAUGUAGGUUCUACUUCGUAUCAUGAUUCGACUAAACGAGCGCGUUCUCUUGCUGAACAAACCUUGUGUUUGGCGAAGAAUACUAAUGAAUUAGGUUACAAAUGCGAACCUCUUUUCGGAGAUCUUUUCGAUUAUCAGGAUUAUUGUGUGGAUACUCUUCACAUGAAACUAAGAGUUUUUGACGUUAUCCUGAAAGACAUUUUAACUUACGCUUCUCGUACUGGUAAAUAUGGAGCUGAACACGUAGCUAUCAUCGAGCGUAAAAUAAAGAUUCUGAAUCAACACUGCGAAAGAACUGUAGGCAAACGUUUUUUCUUUCAAAUCGAAACGGAUGAUAAAAAUAAAACGAUUUCUUCUCACGGCAAACUAUCAGGCCAUCUUCAAGAUCUUUUCUUUGUUGACAGCUUUCCUUAUGACGAUAUUCUCAAUGAUGACAUUGCCAAGUCUGCUCGUAUAGUUGUUAAUAAAUUUAAGGAAAUUCUUGUUGAAGUUAAACAUACUUCUAUGCGAAGAAAAGGUGUUCUCAAACGUUUAUCGCUUGAGUUCGUUAAAGAAUUUCGCCAAAGUGGUCUUCGAACGACUGUUACGCCUUAUAUUCAUAUAAUCGGUAAUCAUCUAUUUGAAUUCGAUGAAUUCAAUAAUCUUGGAGAUUACAAUAUGCAAGGCGUCGAAAAAAAUAAUGAUCUACUCUCGCGUUUGUAUUUCUCCUCUACAAAUCCAGCGAAAAAUCCGCUUCUUACUAUGCUUCAAAAACUGUUUCGAAUGCUUGAGAUGAACUUUCAAGAUGAGAAAGAGAGAGAAGCAAUGGCUCGAUUUGCUCGUACAGGUGUAUACGAUUUCGCUGAAGAAGAUUCAAGUGAAUCUGAAUCUCGUUCUGAAGAUCAUAGCUCUUCUCUGAGUGAAAACGAAGGUGCCGAUGAACAAAGUGAAAGUGAAUCGGAGGAAACGAUAUCCACAUCGAAAAGAGGUGUCGUAGAUGAAGUCGUAGAUGAAGUCGAUGACGAAAUAGAUUCAGAAAAGUCAGAGGUCUGGGCACCAGAAAAACGAUUUCCUAUCAAAGUUGCACCUUGUUCUCAAAAUCGAUUUAAAAGCUUUCGAAGAUCGUAA